CUGAAUCAUGGAGUUGUCGGAUAUCUCUUUCCCCAUCCCGGCUGCUGAUGAUUUCUACGACGACCCGUGCUUCAACACCAGCGACAUGCACUUCUUCGAGGAUCUGGACCCGCGGCUGGUGCAUGUGGGCCUCCUGAAGCCCGAGGACGCCUCCUCCAUCUCCUCCUCUUCCUCCACCUCCUCUUCCUCCUCCUCCCCUCCGUCCUCCCUGCUGCACCUCCACCAGCACCUCCACCACGCCGAGGAGGACGACGAGCACGUCCGGGCCCCCAGCGGGCACCACCAGGCGGGCCGCUGCCUGCUCUGGGCCUGCAAGGCCUGCAAGAGGAAGACGACCAACGCGGACCGGAGGAAGGCGGCCACCAUGCGGGAGCGGCGGCGGCUCAGCAAGGUCAACGACGCCUUCGAGACGCUGAAGCGCUGCACGUCGGCCAACCCGAACCAGCGGCUGCCCAAGGUGGAGAUCCUGCGCAACGCCAUCAGCUACAUCGAGUCCCUGCAGGCGCUGCUGCGGGGCGGCCAGGACGACGGCUACUACCCGGUGCUGGAGCACUACAGCGGGGACUCGGACGCGUCCAGCCCGCGGUCCAACUGCUCCGACGGCAUGAUGGACUUCAACGGCCCGACCUGUCAGUCCUCCAGAAGUUACGACAACAGCUCUUAUUUCUCUGAGACUCCAAACGCCGGGGUGAAGAGUGACCGCAGCUCGAUGGUCUCCAGCCUGGACUGUCUGUCCAGCAUCGUGGAGCGGAUCUCCACCGAGUCCAGCAGCCUGCUGCCGCCCGCCGACGGGCCCUCCUCCCCGGCAGAGGCCGAGGUCGAGGCCGCGGCGGCCGCCCCGCCCUCCCCGACCAGCAGCCAGGACCCAAACCUCAUCUACCAAGUCCUAUGAACA
Molecule: messenger RNA, 895 nt
Organism: Myripristis murdjan (pinecone soldierfish)
Lineage: Eukaryota; Metazoa; Chordata; Actinopteri; Holocentriformes; Holocentridae
Gene: myod1
Product: myogenic differentiation 1
Exons: 3
Coding region: 8-892 (294 amino acids)
Biological process (GO): muscle organ development; positive regulation of myoblast differentiation; skeletal muscle cell differentiation
Molecular function (GO): DNA-binding transcription factor activity, RNA polymerase II-specific; RNA polymerase II cis-regulatory region sequence-specific DNA binding; protein dimerization activity
Source: RefSeq, a predicted model, not a curated record